AUGAAAUCUGUUUUUACAUGUCUUGCAAGAGCCCCUCAGGCCCUGUCGACUCGGCAGUUUCAGUGUCGUUUUUUCUGCUCUACAUUGAAAUGCAUGUCGUCUAAUCUCCCCGGUAUUGUUUCUCCUUAUACCUCGGUUCAGCAACAGUUAGUGAAGGAUCUAAAUAGCAGUAAUGUUGGAUCUUCCACUCAACAAGAUAUGGUCAAUUUGAAUGAUUCAGAGCAUAUGCUAAGAGGAUUAGACCGUCUUCGUGUUAUUCCCAAAGACCCUACUUUUUAUAUGUCAAAUCCGCCUCAUGAGGAAACAAUGAGAAAUUUAAACAUUCUUCUUCGCAAAUAUAUUAAUCUCCCCACGGUGACUCGAGAUGAAACGGCUGCGGUAUCAUGGAUGACAUUUGAGGAAUACUCAGCUAUUGGAGGUGGGUCGCGUUUAAAGCCUAUUCAAUACAAGUCUCUUGUUAAACUUUUAAACAGACUUUCAUUGAUUGAUCCCCAACUUAUGCCUAAUGAGAUUUGGGAGGGUAUCCGACCGUUUGUCCGUGACAGAGGAUCAAAAAGCUCUCUUAGCUUUCAAAAGUCCUUGGACCAAUUUGGUAGAGCGUCAGCAGUUGGUAGGAGAAAGACGUCUAGUGCUCGUGUUUAUGUUACCAAAAAUACUGAGGCUGCCCAGGGCCAAGUUCUUGUUAAUGGAAAGAAUUUAAUUGAAUAUUUCCCUCGUUUGGUGGAUAGAGAUGCUAUGUUAUACCCGCUAAAGGUUGUUGAUCUUGUCGGUCAAUUCAACAUUUUUGCGACUGUUCAGGGAGGUGGCCUUACCGGUCAGUCUAACUCUAUUGCUCUUGCUAUUGCUAGAGGAAUAGUUAUGCAUAAUCCUCUUCUAAAAUCAAGACUUCACCGUGCUGGUUGUCUUACAAGAGACGCUAGAAAGGUCGAAAGAAAGAAGCCGGGCAAGCCAAAGGCCAGAAAGUCGUAUACCUGGGUCAAGCGUUAA
Molecule: messenger RNA, 987 nt
Organism: Magnusiomyces paraingens
Lineage: Eukaryota; Fungi; Ascomycota; Dipodascomycetes; Dipodascales; Dipodascaceae
Product: mitochondrial 37S ribosomal protein uS9m
Exons: 1
Coding region: 1-987 (328 amino acids)
Biological process (GO): translation
Cellular component (GO): mitochondrial small ribosomal subunit; ribosome
Molecular function (GO): structural constituent of ribosome; RNA binding
Source: RefSeq, a predicted model, not a curated record